Triticum turgidum subsp. durum (durum wheat) is the source of this 1110-nucleotide messenger RNA. The record is from the annotation of a GenBank genome assembly. Lineage: Eukaryota; Viridiplantae; Streptophyta; Magnoliopsida; Poales; Poaceae.
AUGGCCGCCCAGGCACCGGCGAUCGAGGUUCCCACUGAUGCCGAGCUGCUGCAGGCUCAGGCCGACCUGUGGCGCCACACCCUCUACUACCUCACCUCCAUGGGGCUCCGCUGCGCCGUCAAGCUCGGCAUCCCGACGGCCAUGCACAAACUCGGCGGGGUCACCUCGCUGCCCGACCUGGCGGCCGCACUGUCCAUCCCCGCAAGCAAGCACCCGUUCCUCGCCCGCCUGAUGCGCGCGCUGGUCACCUCUGGCGUCUUCGCCGCCGGCGGCAGUGACGAUUCCGGGGCGGAGCUCUUCCGCCUCAACCCCCUUUCCCGUGUCCUGGUGGACGACGUGGUCGCGGACGAGCACCACAGCCAGACGUCCUUCGUGCUCGCCGGGACGUCCCCGCACUACAUGGAGGCCGCGCUGGGGAUGGCCGACUGGUUCAAGAAGGACGUCGCCGGACCGGUGCCGUCCGUGUUCGAGGACGUGCAUAGCGCGUCCCUUUUCGACGAGAGCUCCGCGGCCUUGGACCCGGAGCUCGACGCGCUGGUCACCGAAGGUCUCGAAGCCCACGACAACCUGGGGAUCGGCACCAUCAUGCGUGAGUGCCAUGACCUCUUUAAGGGGCUCGAGUCUCUGACAGACUGCUGUGGUGGAGACGGAAAGACGGCGAGGGCCAUCGCCAAGGCCCACCCGCACGUCAAGUGCACCGUGCUGGAUCUCCCCAAGGUUAUCGAAAAAACUCCAUCCGACUGCGUAGUAAACUAUGUCGCCGGUGACCUCUUCCACACCGUCCCAAAGGCCCAGGCAGUGAUGCUCAAGCUUGUGCUGCACCACUGGAGUGACGACGAUUGUGUGAAGAUCCUAACCCAGUGUAAGAAUGCCAUUCCUUCCCGUCAAGAAGGAGGGAAGGUGAUUGUCAUUGACAUUGUGGUCGAACCAUCACUAGGACCUGUCAUGUUUGAGGCCCAGACUCUCAUGGACUUGCUCAUGCUUGUCUUCACCAGAGGCUGUCAACGUAGCGAAAAUGACUGGCGUGACCUCUUCAUGAAAGCAGGCUUCACCGACUACAAAAUUAUCAAGAAACUCGGUGCACGAGGCGUCAUCGAGGUCUACAAGUGA